AUGACCGACAAACCGACCAGCGCGGGCACCCUCGCCCACCUCCUCCCGCCCUCCUGGAAAGCCCAGAUCACGACCUGGCUCGCCGAGGACACGCCCUCGUUUGACUACGGCGGCUUCGUGGUCGGCGAGGCCCCACGGACCGCGACGCUGUGGGGAAAGAGCGCCGGCGUGUUGGCCGGGGUGCCGUUCUUUGACGAGAUAUUCGCCCAGUGCGGCUGCACGGUCGAGUGGCACCUGGAAGAAGGCGCCGAGGUGGCACACGAUAAGGACGGCUCGGGCAAGGUCAAGGUGGCGACCGUCUCGGGCCCGACGCGGCACUUGCUGCUGGGCGAGCGCGUGGGGCUCAACAUGCUGGCGCGCUGCUCGGGCAUCGCGACCAAGACGCGCAAGAUGGUCCGCCUGGUCCGCGACGCCGGCUACACGGGCAUCCUGGCCGGCACGCGCAAGACCACGCCCGGCUUCCGACUGGUCGAAAAGUACGGCAUGCUGGUGGGCGGCGCGGACCAGCACCGCAUGGACCUGAGCUCCAUGAUUAUGCUGAAGGACAACCACGUAUGGAGCCGAGGGAGCAUCACUGACGCUGUCAAGGCGGCGAGAGCGGUCGGAGGGUUUGCACUCAAGAUCGAAGUCGAGGUUCAGAACGAAGAGGAGGCUGACGAGGCCAUCGCGGCUGGUGCCGAUAUCAUCAUGCUCGACAACUUCACGGGUGACGGCGUCAAGGUUGCUGCAAGGAGUCUUCGCGAUAGGUGGCAAGGGAAGAAGUCCUUCUUGCUAGAGGUCAGUGGUGGGUUGAAGGAGGACAAUGUCGGACCGUACGUCUGCAACGACAUCGACAUUAUCUCGACCAGUUCGAUACAUCAAGGCACCGGCUACGUGGACUUUUCAUUGAAGAUCAACCCGUAG
Molecule: messenger RNA, 903 nt
Organism: Neoarthrinium moseri
Lineage: Eukaryota; Fungi; Ascomycota; Sordariomycetes; Amphisphaeriales; Apiosporaceae
Exons: 1
Coding region: 1-903 (300 amino acids)
Biological process (GO): NAD+ biosynthetic process; quinolinate catabolic process
Cellular component (GO): cytoplasm
Molecular function (GO): nicotinate-nucleotide diphosphorylase (carboxylating) activity
Source: RefSeq, a predicted model, not a curated record